ACGCAAUGUCUUGAUUUCAAUUUUCAAAUUGUCUUUUGUUUUCCUCGUUUCUUUAUGGCAGAGUCAUCAAAACGUAGCAUUGACCUCUACAAAGAUCUUGCGUCUUCUACAAAGAACCACCGACUCAGGCUUUCAAGCACAUCCCCUUUCACGCCUACUUUUGUCACUUCCAGUGUAUCGCAAUCUUCACAUCCAGCCGACAUAUAUGCCACCAGGGUACACGGACGUAAGGUGGUACUUGCAAAUCCAGUCAAGGAAAGCCGGGAAAAGAAAGAAGGUAUCGAGCGAAAGGCGAAACGUAAGGCUCACAAGGAACAAAAACGCCUUGGCCUGGUCGGAAAACGGGAAGCAAGAGAGAAAGCUGUGUGGAAGCUUGACGAGCAUCAGGCAAAAUUCAACAUUUUCUUGCCAUUGCAUCAUCUCUGGAUGGGAUACAUGUCAGAACUUCUUGGGCUUAACCAAAGAUCGACAUCUUCUUGUAUUCCCACAACGAAAGACAUGCCGUCGACCGGAUCCAUGCAUGCUAAACUUCUGAAGGCAGAUUUGAAUGGGUCUCUUAUAUCAGUGCGACGUAGCAAGAAUCCAUCCUUGCUCGCCUUAUCGGGUAUUGUAAUUCACGAAUCCGAAAAUGCCUUCAAAGUCAUCACCAAAGAAGACCAAGUAAAACUCAUACCGAAAGCGAAUGCAGUCUUUGUCCUUGCAGUUCCUCUAUUUUCUACACACCCGUUGAAUUAUGACCCCUCUGCGCCACUCAUUAUUCCUUCAACAGAGGAGUCGAAAGACACAGUGUUGGAUCGACCACACAUCGAGUUUGAACUUUACGGGAACCAGUUCAGAUUCCGUUCUGCUGAUCGUGCGGGUCGCAAGUUCAAGCACAAAGAGACCAUAGAGCUCUAGCUCUGGCGUCCGACGACAGUGUAUCGUCACUACCAACAGGAGCCCACGGACAGUACUGUAUCCAUUACAAGUUCAAGAGCAUCGAAUCUCUUGACCUCUUUGACCGUCACCGUAAGCUUUGAAGAAAGGACUUCAUUGUCGAGGUUGUAGUUGCUUUACAUGGUUUGGCUGCCAGUGGGUUCUAGGGUCUCUCAGGCCUUAGAUGCGGUGAGAAACUCUUCGUUUAUGAGUAGGUUCAGCAGGCGAUGGAUCAGGAUUACUUAUUUGCAGAUCAUAAUUAGAACGAAAUUGUUGAUUAGCGUAACGAGAAGUCAAGCUAGUCAAGCCCCUAUGGAAGACGGCGCUGCCAAGCAUGCAUAAACACUACU
Molecule: messenger RNA, 1265 nt
Organism: Desarmillaria tabescens
Lineage: Eukaryota; Fungi; Basidiomycota; Agaricomycetes; Agaricales; Physalacriaceae
Product: RNase P subunit p29-like protein
Exons: 5
Coding region: 55-897 (280 amino acids)
Biological process (GO): tRNA 5'-leader removal; rRNA processing
Cellular component (GO): ribonuclease MRP complex; ribonuclease P complex
Molecular function (GO): ribonuclease P RNA binding
Source: RefSeq, a predicted model, not a curated record